GAUGGUUAGGAUGUGAAUGCUCUCACAUGCUAUGUCCACAAUCGUGACCCUCCCUCUCUAUCCACUUUGGGCAAAUCGGCGACCACUGCCACAACAGAAAACCGUCGCUAAUUCUUCCACAUUCCAGAACCUUCCAUCGCUCUCAGAGCAAUGAUUCUCUCAAUCUCACCUCAAUUUCACCACAAUCUUCAUCACCACCACCAUCUCCGUCGUCACGUGACUCACGUGGCUUACAAAUCAUCCACCACAACCACCGCCGUUCACUGCAACAACCCUAACACCACUGCAGCACUCCGUCAAGUCAGUAUCAGUACUAAUAAUAACAAUAAUGAUGGUAAUAAUAACACUGACAAAUGCGAAGAUGAUGACGUCAUGGUAACCUCCGCCACCGCAAUCGCCGCCGCUAUUCGUAAAGCGUCAACGUCCCCGGUGGAAUUCGUGCAGAGGAGUGAGAAGAACGGGAAUAAUAAAGCGCUUGUGCUUCCGAGUUCUGAUUUUCAGACGCUUUGUGUUGAACAGAUGGAUUUGUUUCGUCGGAUUGUGGAUCCUGACGCUCUGUUAUCGGUUUAUGUGAGACCGGCUGGUAGUUAUGUUAUGGACAGACUAGAGCUGCGUAGAGUUACUGUCUAUCCUGGAAGAAAUGCGGCUGAAAUACUAAUAUUAGUCGGUGAUUUUAGCAUCCCAACAGGAUUAAGAGCAGCAGAAGCUUCUCUCUUGAAACAGCAGGCAGAAUUUAUUCCCGAGUCCCGGGCUUUGGUUUUCCCGAUGGUGAAGCACCCGUUUGUUGUCGGUUUUUUGGUUGCUGAAAUUCCGAAACUAGAAAUACAGAAAGAAGAAGAUGAUAUAAAACAAGGCGCAUACCCGUAUGCAAUCUCAAAAUCAUGGGAAAUUCAAAAUUUUGUAGAUAGGACACCGGAAUUGCACAAUUUUUCCGCUGAACAGAGAUUAAACGCGAUAAACAUUUCCCGCUCCAUCGCUAUGGCAUAUGUUAUGGACCAGAAAGCAAUGUUACUUCAGCAAUCUUCAUGGCAAAACAAUGUUAGGAUGAGUAAUCUUGUUGAGCAAAUUCGUGGUCCACUUUCUAGCAUUCGUACUUUAAGCAAAAUGUUGUCUGUCAAUGUGAAGAAAAAUGAGAUUUCAUAUGAUAUUGCUGAGGACAUAAUGGUAAUAAGCGAUGGUAUGAGAGACACUCUUCAACAACUGCAAGACGCCGUUCAUAUGACAAAGACUAAUAUAAUUCGCUACAACGAAGAAAAUCUAGUGAAAAUAGACGAGUCAACCCACGAGUCAAUGAGGUCUCAGUUGUCCAAUUUUUUCUCUAAUGACACUUCUACCCCCACGGGGCGUGAGUAUGGUGGGCCAUUCUCUCUCUCUUCAAAAUCCGGAGAUUUGGAAAUGCCCAUGCCACCUAUGGCACUUGCACCUUUGUUAAAUCAGAAUAUUAGGCCAUGCAAUGCAUCUGAUGUACUCUCUGAUCUUGUGGGUGCACUCAAACCGCUGGCUCAUAAACAACAACGUAUCGUAGAAGCAUGUGAAAUUCCUGAAUUGUUGGAGGUUGCAGUUGAAGAACCUGCUUUGCGCCAGGCGUUAAGCAAUUUAAUCGAGGGUGCUUUAUUGCGCACGAAUGUUGGAGGAAUGGUUGAGAUUGUGUCCACGUCAGCGCCAGCUGGUGGUGUUCUUAUCAUAAUCGAUGAUGAUGGACCCGACAUGCACUACAUGACGCAAAUGCAUUCGCUUACACCAUUUGGAGCGGAUCUUUCGUCAAAAGGUAUGGGAAGACAACAUGACAUGGAACUUUAUAGCAGGGUUAACUGUUGCCCGCGAGAUAUUGGAAAAUUACGGUUGUGUCCUCAGAGUGAUUUCCCCUCGGAUGGUUGAGGCGGCACUUGGUGCGGGUGGGACCCGUGUGGAAAUAUGGCUCCCCUCUUACUCUUCUUCGACUGAUAGUUUAGACUACCCUGCUCAGGCGGCAUAAGGAUUAAGGCUCGUGAUGUGGAUUGCCCAAAAUGCUCCCGGUAACAGACAUCUUAAAAUGAAACAUUAUAUCCAUACAUGUGUUGUAUACAUUCAUGCUUAUUGGCAAUAUGUAUAUAUAACUGAUGCUGUUGUAUUAGGUUUGUGUAAAUAGCAAGCUAUAUCAAAAUCUAUAGGUAAAGUGCAUUAUAUGUAAAGAUUUAUUACGCUGGUUCGGAUGUUUUGUUUACUUGUAAGAGUUUAUUGUAUCACAAUGUAAUAAAUGUUUCGUACA
This is a messenger RNA of Helianthus annuus (common sunflower), 2248 nucleotides long. Its product is annotated as chloroplast sensor kinase, chloroplastic. The record is from RefSeq and is a predicted model, not a curated record. Lineage: Eukaryota; Viridiplantae; Streptophyta; Magnoliopsida; Asterales; Asteraceae.